This is a messenger RNA of Trypanosoma brucei brucei TREU927, 1920 nucleotides long. RefSeq names its product heat shock 70 kDa protein, putative (gene Tb927.7.710). Gene Ontology annotation, biological process: cellular response to unfolded protein; protein refolding. Gene Ontology annotation, cellular component: cytoplasm. The record is from RefSeq and is a predicted model, not a curated record. NCBI's taxonomy places the organism in Eukaryota, Euglenozoa, Kinetoplastea, Trypanosomatida, Trypanosomatidae. The coding region runs from base 1 to 1920 and encodes 639 amino acids. The transcript has a single exon. Gene Ontology annotation, molecular function: ATP hydrolysis activity; heat shock protein binding; misfolded protein binding.
AUGCCUGCUCCGGCGAUCGGCAUUGAUCUUGGCACAACUUACUCGUGCGUGGGUGUGUUCAAAAAUGAUCAGGUUGAAAUUGUCGCCAACGAUCAGGGUAACCGCACAACACCUUCUUAUGUGUCCUUCAGUGAAACUGAGCGACUGGUUGGCGAUGCCGCAAAGAAUCAAGUGGCCAUGAACCCAACAAAUACGGUGUUUGAUGCCAAGCGAAUAAUUGGCCGAAAAUAUGAUGACCCAGACCUGCAAGCUGACAUGAAACAUUGGCCCUUUAAGGUAACUGUGAAGGAAGGGAAACCGGUUGUGGAGGUAGAGUACCAAGGUGAGAGGAGAACCUUUUUCCCCGAAGAGAUAAGUGCGAUGGUCUUGCAGAAAAUGAAGGAAAUCGCGGAAUCCUACCUUGGCGAGAAGGUAUCAAAGGCCGUCGUGACUGUGCCUGCGUAUUUCAACGACUCGCAACGUCAAGCAACAAAAGACGCGGGAUCAAUUGCUGGUCUUGAGGUGUUGCGCAUCGUUAACGAACCAACAGCCGCAGCCAUUGCGUAUGGCAUGGACAGAAGUUCUGAAGGAGCAAUGAAGACGGUGCUCAUCUUUGAUCUUGGAGGUGGUACUUUUGAUGUGACGUUGCUAAACAUUGACGGUGGCUUAUUUGAAGUGAGGGCAACUGCUGGUGACACACAUCUUGGUGGGGAAGACUUUGACAGCCGCCUUGUGGAUUACUUCGCGACUGAGUUCAGAACCCGCACCGGUAAGGAUUUGCGUGGAAACGCACGUGCGAUGAGGCGUUUGCGUACGGCAUGCGAACGGGUGAAGCGAACACUUUCCAGUUCAGCAAGCACCAACAUUGAGAUUGAUGCACUGUAUGAAGGGUUUGACUUUUUCUCCAAAAUAACGCGAGCUCGGUUCGAGGAGAUGUGCCGUGACCAAUUCGAGCGCUGCCUAGAGCCAGUGAGGAAGGUCCUGAAAGAUGCCGAGGUUGAUGCAUCGGCAGUGGACGAUGUGGUUCUUGUCGGUGGAUCAACUCGCAUUCCCCGCGUGCAACAGUUGGUGCAGAACUUUUUCAACGGCAAGGAGCCGAACCGUUCAAUCAACCCUGAUGAGGCGGUUGCUUAUGGAGCCGCGGUACAAGCUCAUAUCGUAUCUGGUGGCAAAAGUAAGCAAACGAAAGACCUUCUCCUAGUCGAUGUGACUCCGCUUUCACUGGGUGUUGAAACUGCCGGUGGUGUAAUGUCUGUGCUCAUUCCGCGCAACACCAGCGUGCCCGCACAAAAAUCGCAAACAUUUUCCACCAACGCUGACAACCAACGCAGUGUUGAAAUCAAAGUUUACGAGGGUGAGCGCCCCUUGGUGUCGCAAUGCCAAUGCUUAGGAACAUUUACGCUCACUGACAUCCCCCCUGCGCCCCGCGGCAAGCCGCGGAUUACCGUGAGCUUCGACGUGAACGUUGACGGCAUUCUUGUUGUUACCGCUGUGGAAGAGACGGCUGGUAAAACACAAGCCAUCACCAUAUCGAAUGACAAGGGUCGGCUCUCACGCGAACAGAUUGACAAAAUGGUUGCGGAGGCUGAAAAAUUCGCGGAAGAGGACCGAGCAAACGCAGAAAAGAUUGAAGCACGCAAUUCCGUUGAGAACUACACAUUUUCGCUUCGCUCUACGCUAAGCGACCCCGACGUCCAGCAGAACAUUAGUCAAGAAGACCAGCAGAAGAUCCAAACCGUUGUGAAUGCUGUGGUAAAUUGGCUUGAUGAGAAUCGUGAUGCAACAAAGGAGGAAUAUGACGCCAAGAAUAAAGAAAUUGAGCAGGUGGCGCACCCCAUUCUCUCCGCAUAUUACGUAAAGCGGGCAAUGGAACAGGCACCUCCGGCACCUCCUUCAGGAGAGGGCGAAGGAAACGCUCCAGUCCCCGAUGAUGUUGACUAA